UCCACUGAUAAAAGAACGACUUCUGUAUUACGAACUGAAAAUGAUGUUCGGAGCACUGAUACGAAUAGUCUGACUGGUUCGAAUCACUCAACUAGUCGCAAAAGAUGUUACACUGUAACAGCGGGUCUUAUACAUCCCAAACGUCAGUACAAUCUUAUGCGCACGGAUGAAUCCAAAAGUAAACAUACAAGUACAUCCAUGCAUUUUACCAGCCCAUUCAAAAUUCUUGAUGCACCGGUAAAGAAUUUAUCCAUCAUUAAAGCAAAGCUGAACGAAAGGCAAUGUGACGGGGAGUCUGUCAGAGAUUCAGGUUUUUUCUUGAUGAAGAAGAGCAAGAAAUCUCUUUUGGUCCCACAGGUCGUGACAAUUCCAGCGACUCCUCCAACUUCCUGUUCAGUCGACGAAAAUAAUUCGGGUUGUCUGUAUAAUCACCCAUUAAGCUUGCCAUCCAGCACACCUCUUCCCACACUAAGUAGAUAUUUUAAACCAGAGACUAGCCCUCCGGAAAUCCAAGAGCUACAUGGACCAGAAAUGUCGCUAAUUGCUUCUGCUACAAACGCACUCUCACGAAGAAGACAAUGGAAAUCUUUCGGUAAAUCCUUAUCAAUUAAUAUUCCUCUCCAAACUGGAAGCUACAGCGAUACCUCUUGCGGGACAACUUCCCCAACGUCGUACGAUUCUCUCCUUCAACAGCCCCAUUACGAGAGCAGCAAUCACUUGGCUGCCAGUCAAAGGCAACCAAGUUUCGUAGCUUUAAACAUGGAUGGCGACGAUUUGCCGCACUAUAUCGAUUCCUCGUCCGACACAACCUCGUCUUCAGAUCAAUUUGUAACCUGUUUAAACACGUCAUUUCCCAGUUCAAAUGAAUUUCCAAACGAAGACGCAGAUGAGAAUGAAGAUUUUACCAAUUUUUCCGGCUGCAAUGGCACACAGAGUGCUGUUUCUUUGAAAUGCACUGGGACUGCAGCUUUGAAGUCAAAUUUUCCUGAAGACAGAGUCGACCUGAAUGACAGAAGGAAUAGACUCUCUAGAGGCUUUACGGUGGACAGGACUCUCGGCAAGCCGGAAUCGCCGAGAGAGAUACCGAAGCCUCGGUCGUCUUCUGUGCCUCCCAAACGUAUUUAAGCCCACGACGUACUACUGCUUCGUCUGUGAUUUGUAAUUUUUAAGGCUAAGACGUUGACGUUUAUUUGGGGAUUUAAAUGUCAAUAAACAGGGUAACUGCCUUUUGUUUCUGAGCCCAUUACGACGCUGGAGGCGUAACAUUUUUCCUAUAAUUUAUUUUCAGUUUUGUUUUGAUUAGCAAUUGAUCUUUGUUUGAUGUUUGAAUAUUUUACUCGCAGUAUAAAGUUUUGGGCUACAAAGUAUGAGGCCGAAUUGGAUUUUAGUAUAUAAAUUGCUUGGUCAGAUUCUAUUGCUGAUUGCAGAAACGCAAUCAUGUCCUCUCCAAGUCUCUUUAAAGUUAAAAAAUAUUUUGUUUAAUACUCUUUAUCAGCGACUUUUAAAGAUAAUUUUAUUAAUACUCUUGAAUGUUGUUCUUGAAUAGAGUAAUUUGACAUUGACACUCGCGACCGCGGAGUUGCAGUGAAAAGUAUAAACGAAUCAUUUUAAGGGCGCUCAAAAUUGAAUAACUUUGAUAGUAUUGUGAUACAUUUUUAUGACAUUUCCAGAAUCUCUCUAAUAUUCUUGCUUCUACGGUAGGAAUCGGUAGUUGGUUACGGCAUAUGUUUAAGGUAAAUCGUUUUCCUAUGCCGAGGAGUUUCGAGCUCCUUUUUGUUACCACUGCUUUAAUCGGUAGGAAUAAGCUCCGGCAAUAUUUAUCUGCUAGAGUUCUUUGUUGUCAUCCUCCAAGUCAAAACUAAUAUGUUAAUGCUCGUCGCUUAUACGUUUACAAGUAAUGACUGUACAGUAUGUAUUUUUCUAGUCUUACACUGUGUGUGAUCAUCGCUUCUUUCCUAGAUGUGGUCACAAUUAUUACCUUAAGUAUGCAGGGAACCACUCUCCCUACUAUUGAGUCACGAUUGUGAUAGUGCUUAACUUGUUUACCUUGUGCAUUUGAACAGAGGCAUUUUUUAUUAAGUCGUCUUCAUAAGCCAUUAACAAGAUUGUCGCUGUGCAUUGGCUCCUGGUACUAGGUGAUUCACGGAAACUUCCUGUUUUGUAUUUUGUGCCGAGCAGCCAGGUGUUGUAGGAAAAGGGUGGGGAGUAUUUCAUAUGAAAGGGAAAGAAAUGAAGUUUUGUUUCCUGCCUAGUCAGAUGCCACUAUGCGUUGGACAAGUCAGCAGCGUGCGUUUGCUCUCGAGGCGUACUUUACUAAUGGUCGUUCCAUUAUCGCUACUCAACGAGCAUUCCGUGCUCGGUUCUCCGAUUUUGCUCCGUGUGAUUUUUUAUGGGGUUAUCUUAAAUCAAUAGUUUACAAUGAAUGGUUGUCUAAGGACCCUACCUCAUUUGAAGAACAACAUACGCCAAGCCAUCGCCAACUUAC
Messenger RNA from Hyalella azteca, 2485 nucleotides. RefSeq lists its product as uncharacterized. The coding region runs from base 157 to 1125 and encodes 322 amino acids. NCBI's taxonomy places the organism in Eukaryota, Metazoa, Arthropoda, Malacostraca, Amphipoda, Hyalellidae. The transcript has 2 exons. The record is from RefSeq and is a predicted model, not a curated record.